CAGACGUCAAAGAAUUUCUGGCCUGAACCCUGAAUAUCUGAACUAAACUAAUAACCUCAACUUAUCUGCGAAACCAAGUAAGAACUACAGAAUAAUAGAAGUACUUACUACCACUUUCCUUUGCCUAAGAAGUUUAUCUCUUUAUCUACCUAGGUACUUCGGGCAUUCGGAGUUCCAAGUCUUCAAUUUGGUCUUGCGUUACAAAUCCCGUGCCGCCUUGUCCUUUUGCCGCCUUGCCGCUCUGCCCUAUCAGACCAGACCAGACCAGACCAAACUUGACUCGGCUGUGCAUUAUCCUACCUCCCUUUCCUCCUCUGUUCCCUCUGGUGCGACUGUGCGAGGGAAAGACGACAGGAACGCAGGGGGAGAGGUUCGAGCGAAAAUGCAAUGUCGUAUCCACCGGCCAAGCGACAGCGAUCCAACACGUCGCGAGAUUCCGUCAACGGCAACCCGCAGACCACGGCUCCCGCCCUGCGACAUCACCCAAUUCAGGGUAUCAACGUGUACUCGCCCACGGGCUAUGAGAAUGGCGGCUAUCCCCUCCAACCCGCCGCACGCCAGACCGCUGCCUAUAACCCCUACUCUCCUGGUGCGGUGACGAAUUCGGCUGGCGGAUACGGCGGAGCGUACCAGACCUCGUCAACAGGCUACAGUGCCGGUCCGUACAGCCCCCAACAGCAGGCUAACACCUUCGCGGCUCACUACUCUCAACCGUCUACGAACGGCCACAUGACGUCUCAUGCUACACACUUUAAUGAAAUUCGGAAUGGGAACUUCGCCGAGACACAGGCACAAGCACAAGCACAAGCACAGACGCAGACGCUCUUACAGGGACAGUCACCGCAGACGGCCGCGGGUGGAACGUAUUCGCCCGUACCGACAAAUCACCAUAUCGCGAACUAUAACCAGCAACAACGUACUAACCCCCCGACGUCCACAAUACCACAGCAUCCAUCACAGUACGGGGAGCCGUACACUUCCCAACUCACAGGGCAUGCCACGUCGUAUCAUGCCAGCACCAAUUCCUAUUCGGAUGCUCCUACCUUGAAUCCCCACUUUAACCCGGCCCAUCUAGCAAGCCCGGCUCCUCUAUCGACUUCUGCAACCCAGAACGGAAAUGGUCAUACUCCCGACGAUGUCAUGCAGGAGGAUGACGACGAGGAAGAGGAUGCGCAAGGAGAGACGGCAGACGAGUCGACAGAUGUUUACACGAAUCCCAAUCCGCCGAACGGGUCUAUAUCGUCCAUACAGUCGGUUCCCACGCCGCCGAUCGAUGCGUCAUCCAGAGGCGGCCAACGAAUUAAAAAGUGCUCCUGUAAGACGGGACGCGGAGACAAGAAGGCCUGCGUGUUUUGCGUCUGCAGUAAGCAUGGACUUGGUUGCACUCCGACCUGCUCGUGCGGCGACGCGUGUGCGAACCCCUUUGCGGACCUGACGCAAUUCUUCGGCCCGCCGUCUACGUUCCCGAAACCCUGCGGUGCCAAUGCAUGCUUUGCCACUUGGCUCUGUAACCAACCGAACGUCGAGGAGCUGGAUGUAGAUCUGAUAAUAGACAUACUGUUGUACGACGACACGUCGUGGGCGACCAUCAAGGAAUAUGCGGAGCCGUUCAAGAAGUGGGAGGAUAGUUGGAAGCGGACCCGCGGAGGUAAGAGGAAGAAGAGUCGCGAGGAGCGCGAGCGCCUGGAAUUCGAGCUGCUCCGCGGCGCGCUAGGUAACUGUAACCAGAACGACUUCUACGGCUACUGGUAUAGUUUUUGUCGAGGCGGCUGGGUGGUGACCGAUCUCUGGGACCAUUGCCAGGAGUGCCGCGUCUGCAAGCCCAGCGCGGAAUGGCACUGCGACAAACAUAAUCGCUGCACGUCAGAACGCGUCUGUCCCGAUUGCGCAUCAAUUGCGCCGUACCCGAACAUGAUGUCUUCGUAUCCGGAUCCCGGUAGUUAGUCCGGUCUCGUUCUAUACGAGAGAGAGGGUACAUAACGGUAUUUGCUAUAGCUUACUCGCGUAUAUCUUGCAUUUGUAGCGAGAGUGCGUGCGUUGGCACGGAAACAUACGGAAACAUACGAGGAUUUCGGACAAAAGACAGAUCGAUCAGUUAGGGAUGCGUACCUAUGUAUAAGAACUAAACCCAACAUUAUCAAUACCAAGGGCGUGGCUUGGGACUAAACCCCAGCUAAUAUUGUCACCAUCUAGCUCGCCGCUGUGCGUCUAAAGUUCCGUUAUGCCUGGUAUCGAUAUUUCCCGGCUGUCGAUGUCGAUGUCUUGAACCCCCAGUAGUCCUAUAGACCUGAUGAGCGAUACCUAGAAUUUGACUCGA
Messenger RNA from Daldinia decipiens, 2317 nucleotides. RefSeq lists its product as uncharacterized. The transcript has 3 exons. The record is from RefSeq and is a predicted model, not a curated record. NCBI's taxonomy places the organism in Eukaryota, Fungi, Ascomycota, Sordariomycetes, Xylariales, Hypoxylaceae. The coding region runs from base 388 to 1944 and encodes 518 amino acids.